AGCGAACGUAAGGAGCAGUUGCUCUUCAUUUGGGAGUGUUGUGUCGGUCCAGUUCACAGUUGGUCAAUUUUUCAGCGCUUAACUCCGAGUAAUUCUUCUCACACAACAAACAUGAUAUCUUCUUUGAACGCUGUGAUUACAGUUUUAUUGGUAUGUGUUUAUAAGAUGUCUUUGUCGACUUCCUCAUCAGCGGAAGUUAUUAACCACGAAUACUGUGUUGUUGGUGCUGGGCCUGGAGGUACGUUCCUGUAAAUUGAUGAAUUUUCAUACUUCAGUAUAUCAAAGAGACAUUUCCUUUACGUCUCUAAUAUGCUGAAUAAAUCUGACUUAUCAAUAAGUCUUAUCUACAUUAUACCCCCAUGCUCUUGCUAACACUAAUUUUUUCACUCGUUCUGGUUCAGGACUUCAAAUUGGUUUUUACCUCGAGCGCGCUGGGAGAGAUUAUGUUAUCUUCGAGCGAGAUGGAUUAGCAGGUGAGAAUUUUUAAACUUUUUACGCCUUUUUUGUUAUUCCUUUCCCUUCUCCGCUAUUGGACACGCUUCAGCGUCUCGUUUCUACGGUGAGCUACCGUAGCUCGUGUAGAGAACAAUAUAAAUUUCGGAAAUUUUCACCUGCCAUUGCCUCGAUCAAAGUGUCGAUUGCAAUUAUAUGGGCAUUAUUUAACACAAGGGAAUUCGCUUAAGACUCGUCAGGUAGAAAUAGAGAACGUUUUAAGUUGCAAUUUGCGUUUAAAGGUGAUGCGUUAAAAAUCGUCGUUGCGAAUCGUCUCGUGUAACGUCACCUUAUGAGUUUGAUAAUGUCGUAUUUAGUUGAAAUAAGCGAUAUAAUCGCAGAAUCAAUUUGGUUUCAAUUUCGAUUCUUAAGUUGAGAAGUGGUGCAGCUGUUGUAUGAAAUAAGAUUACAUAAUUUUGUUGUUUCGGCGUAAUUUGGAGCAAUUCAUGUUUUAGCGCAAAUCGUCACACAAAUUCAUUACUGUUCGUGCAAUCUGACGACUAAUUUAGCGUCUUGUCUUCCGUUACAUCAAAUCAAGAUUUCUGCAUUGGCUCGUAUAACCUUUAACCCACUACAAUGAAGUGCGUCUAAAAGUGAAAUACCGUGUCUAAUUUCGUGGUUAUCUUGUAUUUGAAUGUUCGAUCUUUUUAUCGCCUUCCUUACAUAACAAUAUUAAUCUCUCCGCGCAUAUACUUGACUUAAUUGUUCGAAAAUAGACUUUUGAUUUAAGAUAAAAAGUUUCAAUGAUUCAUGAAUGUUUGAAGUUGCGGUAAUUUUUCAAAGAGAUGUUUUGAAGAAAAAAAUUAAAUAGGAGAGCGUAGCAGUAAACGAGAACUUAUGUAAAUACAGGUCUUCUGCUUUGCAUAAUAAUAUUAAUGUUCAUUUAGAUGUUAAUUAAAGUGGUAGAAAGAACUUUUUCACACCCGUAUGUUUCUUCGAUGUACCUCAUGUUGUUUCCUCUGAACUCUUGGCUGAAAGGCCAUACGAAAAAGCUAUUAUUAUGUAGAAAAAUAUUUGAUCUUCCUUGUUACCACUUUUAAAUGAGCAUCUACAAAAUUGUAUUUAUUUCAGACGGUCGUAAGAAAGGUCGUCGAUCAGUUUGGUUACUUUGAGAUUCUGUUUAUUCAGAGUCAAUACAUGUACACGUAGGGUCAGAAGUUAAAAAUAAUAAACUUUUUCUCUAAACAGUAGGUCUAUACAGAUAAAUAUUUGGUUUAGGUUUUUUAUUAUAUUCAUUUUUACGCAGUGAUAUUAGCUGUGCAAACCUAAUUAUCACGAUUUUCCACAUCAUGGCAGCGAUUGUUAAAUAACUUUAGUGAAAAGCCCACAUCAAUCAUCAUUGAUCUCACUCUUCUCGGACAAAAUUUAAGGGCCUCACCUGCCCUAGAAUCGCUUCUUUGAAUUAGUUAUUAAUCUGUCAAACAUAUGUCUGUGAAAUGUUUCUUCACGCCUCUAAAUUUUCCUGGGAAAAAUUAUAGAUAUUCAAGCACAUGGAAAAUCUGAGACAAGCAUCUUAUUGAGCAAAUUCUGGUAUGGUUAUGUCCUUAGAAUUUGUUAGCGGAAUCUCAAUUAAAACUGUAGAUCGCGUGUUACAUAACAAGAAGUGAAGAACAAGAAUUUAUUCCAAGAGGAUCUCCCUGGGGGCUAAGAGACUAAAAUGGAAGUUGACUUCCUUUAUGUGGGAAAUAAUGGAACAAUAACUUAAGGGAAACAGGGGAACAAUGAUUUUCUAGGUUAGAGAACAUUCUUUCUGGGUCACAGGCUAUAUUUUUCAUCAACAUCUAUUUACACACCGUCUCAGGUCCAGUAAUAGGCUCUUUGCAUGGCUGUGGUCACCUGAAGGCGUGAUCAACUUUUAGUAAACACGAAAACGGUUCACUUCUGAAAAAUUUUGUUAGCACAAGCUGAAAGAGCAUAAUGUAAAAUUCCGAAAAUAAGCCCCUCCAAAUAUGAGCCGUAAUGCAAAAAAGUCCCUCCGUUAAAUCGCCCCUCCGAAUAUAAGCCCUCCUAGGGGUUUGUACUGGGAAUUUGCCCUCGAAUCCAAAAAUGCAAAAUGACAAAUUUCCGUCCCACUACAAGCUAGCCCAAUUGCUUUUGAAAUGCAAAUUUCCCUCCGCACAUAAGCCCCUCCAAAAAUAUAAAUCCCCUCAAAAAGGGCCUUUGAAAAAUGUAAGCCCCCGGGGGCUUAUUUUUACAAUUUUAUGGUAUUUAAAAUUCGGUAAGUCAUAAGAAUUUUCAGCCGUAUAUCUCAAAUUUUAAAGUAGCGAUUGCAAUGGCCGCUGAAAGUUAGAGGCAUUUGUAUGACAAAAAAAACUUUUGCCACCCAGUUACACUUGCAUGGUUUUCCAUACAAAUCCUUUAAUUUUUGAACUGUCAUUUAACCUUUCUCUUACGCAUUUAAGGGCUCAAAUUGUCUGUUAUGAAUUAAAAGUAGAUUUGAGCCCUUUAAUGCUUAAGGAAAUAUUUCAUAACAGUUUUGAAAAUUUCGAAACUACAAGGAUUUGUAUGGAAAACCAUGCAAGCGUCACUGGAUGGCAAAAGUUUUUUUUCUCAUACAAAUGCUUCCAGCUUUGGACGGUGGCUGUUGCAAUCAAGUCUACUUUUAAGAUAUACAGCUGAAAAUUGUUAGGUUACCUAUUUGUUAUAUUGCUCUUUCAGUUUUUGCUAACAAAAUUUUUCAAAAGUGAACUGUUUUCGUGUUUACCGAAAGUUGAUCACGUGAUAAAGUCAUGCAAAGAGCCUAUUGCCCUCUUCCAAGUGGCCAAUGUACUGACAAUUAUCAAAAUGAUCACCAAAGUAUAAUUAUUAUAAAAUAAUUUAAGCAAAGCAUGAUCCAUGGCUUAAUGGUGAUAUUCCAGACAGGUUCAGCCAUCUCCCCAAAAUAGGUAUAAUCUUGUUGAGAAAACACUUUCCUGGACGGAAAAUUGAAAAAUUUCUGUACAAUCCAAGGUAACUAUCUAAAUUAAUUUAUUUACGAAUACUCUUUUUAAUAAUUAUUUUUCAGGUGCAUUCUAUGUCAAGUAUCCAAGACACAGAAAGUUAAUAUCAAUCAAUAAAAGGCAUACAGGUGGAGUUUGAGACCAUUCUAAGUAUUUUGAUUUCUCACAACCAUGGUAUAAUUUGAAGGGCGUCAUGCAAAAACUACCCCCUAGUCCACUGAUUUUUUGUUUGGGUUGUCUUUUUGCCUGCAGAGCCCUUCAAUUGAUUUUCAUCAAAAAAACUGGAAAAGAGACAUGAUUUUAUGUGAUGGCAUUUUAAAUUAAAGCUUUAUUAUGAUUUUAUUAAGAGUAAAUUAAAGUUUUUAAUAUUUUAUGUAUGCAUUUAGAUGAGCCUUUUUAUGUUUAAAUUAUUAGCCGGCAAGAUAGGGAAAUACAUUAGAGCAUUAUAUGUUCAUACAAAGGGAAACUAUGAAAUAAAUCAUUUUGUUUUUUCACGUUGUUUUUUUACCCUUGGAAGAUAAGACUGCUAGAAUGUCUCCUGUUUUUGCAAAUUUUGCAAUAAGUGUUAUGUCACUCCUCUUUUUUAUUAUUUCAGGCAAAACCAACAAAGAAUUUAAUAUGCGCCAUGACUGGAACUCUCUUUUAAGUGAUGAUGAGUCUCUGUUGAUGACACGUUAUUCCAAAAAGUUUUUCCCGGAUGCUGAUGAUCUGGUUAGUGACCAAGAUUAAUUUCCUCCUAACAACACAUGAUGCAUAAAUUAAGAGAAAAGGUGGUGAGAAUUUAAAAAUAAUCAGCUAAGGGAAAUGCAGGGCUUAAAGAUUUAACAACCUUCAAGACAAUAUUGUUAUGAAAUGUAAGUUUAGUCUUUCCCGCAAGAUUAAACAGUCGGACCAUUACUUGAUUCUAAGAAUUUCUAACAGAAUUACAUCCAUUUUUGGAAAAGCUAACAAGGUCAAGAGAAGCAGCCAUGAUGGUUACUGACAUAAAUCGUUGAAUUUUGGGGUACCACUGACAAUAAAACAACCUUAGUGCUAUCAAAGGAAUAUAAGCUAUAAAACUUCUGCAUUCAUGAAAAUGGCCAGGCUGCAAUUUUAGCAGUAAGUACAUUACAGGAAUCAGUUGCCUUUAAUUUACCUUCAAAUCUUAUACUUUUUUAUUAUUAAUUUACUGUACUAAGUGUAAACAGAACACAAGGCCGGGACACACUAGGUGACGUACAUGUCACUGCAACACAUGGUAGAGAGAGAUCACUCUUUGUGAAGAGUCAAGCGACAAGUUGCAACAAAUCACUUUGUGUGUACGAGAGAAUUUUUGUGAAUUCUUUGUCGACAGCAACAGAAUUUUGUCGCCACAAUUAAGUUGCACAAAUUCACUACCAUUGUUUUAUCCAUUGCCUUAACUAUUUAUCAAAGCAGCUUUUGUUCUUAUAUAAAUUAUGUGGUAUUAUAAUAGUCUCUUCUAGUUGAAAUUCUUCUUUUUUGCACUAGGUGAGGUACUUAAAUGACUAUGCAACCAAACUUAAAUUAAAAGUGCAGUACAAUACAAACAUCAAGCUUGUGUCAAGAAAUGGUGAAGGCGAUGAUGCGUUGUUUCAUCUUACAGACCAGAAUGGGACCAUGUACACUUGCAAAAAUGUGAUAAUGAGGUAUAUAGUGCUCGCACUACAUGCAGGUCUAUGUGGAACUGUUAAACAUUAAAAAUGAAGAGGGACCUUGCACACUUGACAAAUUAGGAGCUUGCAAAACAGCUCACACUACACAAAAAUGCAAAAAACUUAGCUAUAAUGACUGAACUCGCUGGAAUAAUAAAAGAAAAGAAUUUAUUGAAUUCUCAUUGGCUGUAUUUGAACAGUCAAAAGUGGAUUUUUUCCUCUUUUUAUUCUGGACUUACAUUUUUACUAAUUUUUGUGUAAAAGAAUUUUUUUUUCCUCUUUUAUAGUACUGGUAUAUCAACAGAAAAUCUUCCCAGGAAUUUUAAAGGAGUUGAAUACACUGAGGUAUUUUAUAUUUAAGUUGAAUUUGAUUUUAAUUUUUUUUACGUGAAUAUAUAAUAAACAAAUUACUUAAUAAUUAUAUGGUAGAGAAUAUGGGGAAGUAUUUUCCUUCAUUCAAAGAAAUCUGAUUAUUUUAGCCUAGGCCAGCUAUUUUCUCGAGCAGUAAAUUAGAGUACCACUGUAAACUCAGCUGCACACAGCAGGUGUAUCUAAGGGGACCGGUGAACUAUAGCUUCCACUAGGUGCCAACGUCCACACAGCUGCUAGUGCACCCUUCAAGAUGGUCGUGACUACCAAAAUAAAAUCAGUGACCUGUAUGACCACAAUGGCUACUACAGCUUCAGCUAUCCUUGACUUUCUUACCACCUCUGCCAUAAUGGCUGCAACCUGACAUGGCCACCACUACUUAAAUUGAAACCACAAUGAUUUUGACUAUCAGUGAAAGCCCAUGAGUAGAACAACUACCACACAAACCAGAACUACCACAGAGACCAUAAUUCCUGGUCACGACAACCAUAUCAUCCCUCACCACCAUGCAAUAUGAUGACCAUGGGUACCACUAGAAACUAGCCAAUAAUAUUAUAAUUGCGAUUACCACUAAACCACCACAACUCGACUACAAUGAAAAUUUUUUUGCUACUACUGAAAACUACAGCAUGACUAUUAAAGUUCUUUUGAUGAUGUCAAGUACAUUAGUUAUUACAUUUUAACACAUUUCGAAUGCAUUUAUUUCUCAGAGCUACUCUGAAAUGUCAGUUAAUCCUGAUGAUUAUGAAGGACAAACUGUGUUAAUCAUAGGAAGAGGUCAGUCAGUGUUUUGACACUUACUUAGAUGGAGUUUUGGAGUUUUUUUGCUCUUCCAAAUUAGCAUUACACCAGGAUUUUCAGAUUCUAAUUUUUAAAGUGAGCUAUAGUUACUAUGAUCAUUUCCUCAAGUCUAAGUAAAGAUAAUUUCACAAGCUGUACAUUCAUUUACUUUAUGUGGAAAUUAGAUUGAAUCAAACAUCAAUAGUAUGAAGAACCCGAGGCACCAGCAUGUUUGAACCCGUUAGGUAAAUAAGUAGCCUUAAAAAGCCUGCUAAUACAAAACUCAGCAAGUAAAUGAUUCCAAAAUAUAGCGGCAGGUUAUUAUUUUCAGGUCUCAUUUGACAGGUCAGAAAGCAUACAGGUUUAACUGUGCUACAGAUAAUUUUAGACCAGACUAGAAGUGUCUCCUAGCCCUACACUCCUUAUCCAAAAUCGUGUUUUUGAUCGUGGAGAAAUUAUUUGUUUCCUUAACUAUCAAACAGUGACUUGUAAUCGUGACCUGUAAAAGAAACCUUUCCCAAGUACAGUCAAAUCAUGCUUUAUGGACACCAGCUUAAUACAGACACCACAUUAUUAUGAACAGUUUCCUUUGUCCCUGGGGAAAGAAAGCUCUUACAUUUUAUCUUAAUUCAACCAGUUUAAUACCAACUGGACAUAUUCCAUGGCCCCCUCAAUCACUAGAACUCACUAAGUCAUGUCACAUGGCCUUUUUUUAAUUAGUUUGUGGCUGUUACUGGGUAAAUGAAUUUCCAGCCAAAAAUUAAUAUUAACAAGUACAUAGCAAUAUUUUGAUUAGUCUCAUGGUUAUAAUAUUAACAAAAGUUUCUUUUUAUUAUCACAUGCUUACCAGGUAAUUCAGCUUUUGAGACAGCAGAAAACAUAAUGGGAGCAACUAAUUUAAUCCAUAUGUUUGCCAGGUGUGUAUAGUACUAACCUGAGAUCAGGCUUUUUUUUUUUUUGGCUUUUUCUUUGGCUCGAGAGGGGAAAAAAUAACGCCUGAUACAUUCAUUUAACAAGCCGUUAUAACCGCCCCCUAAUUUACAUAAUCUAACGUCUCUUUGACCUGUCAUGUUAUUAGCCAAUAAGCGUUUACCAUACAGGAAUCAAAUUUUGGCGCGAAUAAUGUCUCUUUUGACAUCAAUUUUAGGGAAAGGAAAAUUUUUAAGUACGUCCAUGUUCAGAUACGAUCGAUGGCACUUUCUAAAAAGAAUUUUAAAUGUGUUCAAAUACUGCUAGCUGGAGCCGCUGUACCUUUAUUUAACAGCUACAAAAAAUAAAGAAUUUACAGGUUAAAGCUCGUUGACUUCCUUCAGUGCCGAAAGCAGUGAAAAAAAAUUAGGAUGAAGCACCAUAUUUUACGAACUGAAAGGUGUUGUGAAAGCGAAGAUCGCUCAGAAUAAUUUGCAGGUUUCUGAAAGAGGAAUUACAGUCAAACCAGGUCAAGAUUCUAUUCAUGAAUUGAUUAUUUGAAAAGUGAACCCGUUUGUCGCUUCUGUAACUUGUUGCAUUCAAAUGAUCGGUAAAUUUUUUACUGCAACUUUUUAGUAUACGAUGAGAUAGAAAAUAUUUCAGUGGGUGAAAUUUCUAUUUAGGCAUUCUUCAAAUUCAAGAAAACUGAGCCGGCAGAAAUUUUAUAACGAACUCGCGUGUGUAUUCACUGCUCAUGACACAAGCAAAAAUGCAGACUGAAAUCAACAACAACUAACGGAUGGCGGCAUUUUGGCCAAUUGGAACAGCGCAAAUCAUCCGUAUUGUUUCUUGUCCAAUCAGAAAAAAGUCCAGAUUCUGGCUUUUUUACAUGUGAUCCGACAGAGAAAUGUAUCAUGCCCUCUUCCCGUGAGAGACUUAAAGGGAUAAUUAGGGAGAGGGCAUGAUCUCAGGCUAGUAUAGUACACAUUUACACUGCAAGUUAUACAGCUGCAUGUGGCCUCCUUCCUCAACUUAUAAAUUAAUUAUAAGUAUAACAUAGGAGUCCGUAAGCAUUAUGAAAUAAGGAUGUCUCCGAACAAGCAUGACGAAUACCCUGGUCCCAGAGGUUUUUUCUUCUUAAUUUUUCUUUAAUAUCAAUCAAUCAAUAAACAAUGCCAAGACGCAAGCCCUUUUAAUCGCUCCCUGCAAGUACGGUUUUGACUUAACUUUGAAUGGUUGUGGCGUUACUAAACUUCCCUCUAUUAGAAUUUUGGGCGUGGAACUUGAUAGCAUUGUUAAACUUUAUAGAGGAUAUUUCUAGUCAGCCAAGAAAGGGGUGUGCAAAGACUGGCGCACUUAGGAGAAUUAUGCAUUUUGUACCAGCCCUAUGGACAUUAUGGUAGCAUUAUAUACACUUCUUUCAUUUUACCACAUCUACAAUACUGUAGUCCCCUUCUGUUACGGGUGGGGAAAGUCCAGACCAAUAAAAUUGAAGACGCCAAUCAUUAUUUUCUAAGGACUCUGACAGGGCACGGGAAAUCAUUGUCCUACCAAGAACUCUUAAAUAUAUGUAAGUUGGACACUUCAGAGUGUAGGAAAAAGCAGCAAUCUCUGAUCCUAUUAUUUAAAUGCAUUAGGAACAUAGCUAGGGCCGAAGUACAUUAGAGACUUUUUUAGCAUAAGAGAAACGUCUUACAAUUUAAGAGGAAUGUUAAUCUUUGUGUUCCCAAAUUUAAUCUUAAUUUUAUGAGGAACUCUUUUACUUACAAGUGCGCUCAACUAUGGAAGAAAUUAACUUCCAGGAGAUGUCAAGCUGGCUGAUAAUGUUAAUAUUUUUAAGUCUAAGCUAAGGUCAACUCAGCUGUAAUUUUUAUAUUUUUAAUUCUUUUUUUGUAAUUUUUAUAAUUUUUUAUAUUCAUGUGUACAUUUUAUUAUUAUCAUUUUUUUUCAAUACUAGAUUUUUAUUAUAAUUGUAGAUUUAAUGCACGUUUGUAUUUUGAAUGAGCACUUGUGCUCUUAGACGAUAAUGUGGGUAAAUAAAUUAUUGAUUGAUUGAUUGAUUGAUCGAUUGAUUGAUAGGGGUGGGUAUAAAGAGGCGGAAAGUAUAUAUUGAUGUAUCGGGCCAUCAAGGGAUCUUGUUUACAGUUAUUUUCAGUUCACAAUUUUGCACAACCAAAUUAUGAUCCUCAAAAAAAAUUUCUCUUUGAUUUCGUUACAGAUCAAGAGUUCGUCUGUCUUGGGAAACACACUAUGUUGGUGAUUUGAGGUAGGUUCCAAACUUACUCUUUUCUUACUCAAAAAAAUAUUCCCAAACAAAGAAAUUUAGCAAAAAAGCUUACCAUUCUAUUCCCAGAGAGAAUGGUCCAAAUUGACUUCUGUUAACCCCCCUGUAAAUUAUUUUAUGCUAUAUAAGAGCAACAUUGUUUUAUAUCAGAUAGUCAGGUCAUAUUUUUGUGAAAUGUUUUAUAUUUUAUUUGAUCUAAUUUGAUCAUAACGCUUGCUCUUUGUCUUUUUUUCCAGAGCUGUAAAUAAUGGGAUAUUGGAUACGUAUCAACUGAAAUCUCUGGAUGCAUUGUUGGGUAGGUCUAGUUAUGAACCAAUCUCACGCUUUUUUCUAUAAACAUGUCCGCUGAUGUUAUAUGUUCAGGGGCACCCAACGAGAAUAUAGUUCAAAACCACUUAAACAUGGCAUUGUUAAACGUAUUUUAGUAUUAAAACGGUAGAUCUUUUUCAGGGGAGGCAUAUUUUUAAGGAGGAAAAAUUUUCCAUCUGUUCCAAGGAGGGGGCUCCUAAAAAAUUGUCUAGUGAUCCGAAAAUUUAAAGGAUCAAAACUUACCUCUUCCAAAAUUGUCAUAUUAAAUGAACUUUCCUUAAAUCAGAUAGGUGACAUAUUUUUGGGCAAAAAUCCGUCCAAAAUGGGCAAUUAUCUUUUUUUGUUUUUUAGAUGUUCGAAAAUCCUAGGAGAGGCAGACAAGCAAGAAAUUUUGGAAAAAAUGUUCCGAAAAUUCUAGAUCUCAAAUCGUCUUCCGAACAGAUAUUUUCCGAAGGGCGGUGAUUUUCUUUGCUUUCUUUAUUUUUGUUAAGACCUCUCCAGCUGGUGUAUGACAUUUUCGCCAUUUCAUUUUAUUUAACCUGAGAUCAGGUUCUAUUUUCGUUUCGCUUUGAAAAUUACAUUCCGGUGGGCAAGGCGAAACGGAAAGACCUGAUACAAUCCUUCUAAACCACAGGGUCCAGAGGAGUUUUGUGUGAAUAAAUGAAUCACUUAUCUAAAGUCUCACCUUGAAAAAUAUCUAUUUCUGCAGUCGUUUAGCACGAUUAAUUAGCCCAGUGGGCUCUUUAUGAAUCUACUGUAAACGAUUUCUUCACUUCUUAUCUGACCAAGAUCGACUUUGUUGUUCGCCAUUUGAAAAUCAAUAACCACAAGCUAUAUCCUCGCUGGCGCACGGCACGUCGCCUGAAGGGCGACUGCGAGCCCUCAUUCUCUUGUGAAAACGAAACUGUAACCACAGGUAACUCAGGCUCACUGUUUGUGUCACGUAUGGGUUUCAUAUAGAGAACAUAUAGAGAACAUAUGGAAAUUUGCUAGAAAAUGGAAAUAAAAAUCGAUGAAACUUACCAUGUGGUGAAUUGUUGUUGUCCUUAAUAUGCGCACGAAGUUUGGAGAAAAAUAGUUUGCUUCAUCUUUUCUACAUAGUAUAGCCACUAUACCGGAUCAUUCAUGAAAACAACGACGCAAGGAAUAGCCCUUUCAACUUCUGUUGAUUUCAACAGCCAAUCAGACCCUGAGGCAUUGUUCCAACAGCCAAGCUGUCGGAGCGUUACGGCCAAAAUCUGGCCGCAGUGAGCACAAACGUGAGAGAGUUUGUAUCAGGCCCAAUUUUAGCGGUAGCCAUUAGAGAGAAUGUAUGAGAACCGCUAAAAUUGGGCCUGAUCGCAGGUUACAUUUUAUUGGAACCAGUGUACGCACCUUCCCCUCUGCACAAUAGAGUUGUAAAUUGCCGCUUAUGAGCCCCCCUCCCCUUCCCCCCAUGAAUAGGUUCCCCCAGUUAUCACCCCAUCUACCUGUAAAUAUGAGGAUUUAAAGCUUAAUAAUUAUUAAAAGCCACUAAAUGCAAAACGUAUUUUGAUCAUCGCUGUUAUAACAUCAGUAGGAGGCAGCGUGGCCGAGCGGUUAGAGUGAUGGACUUGUAAUCCAGCCGGAGGCCCCGAGGUCAACUCCUGCCCUGACCGCGAGCUGGAUGUGUUCUUGGUAGUCCCGAGUUCAAAUCCUAGGCCACGCUAAUAACUAGCUGGUUCACCUCCUACUUAUAGUUAGAUAGAUAGAUAGAUAUUCUGUUUAUUUCACCCAAUUGCAGCAAUAACUGAAUUUUGGGGGAAGGUCAUUGUCACACACAAUUAACCAUUUACAUACGUUGCAGGGCGAUCGACUUUUUAAAACCUUGUUAUGUUGCAUUUGAAUUAUUUGUUUCAUUAUCCCCGGAAGCCCCUCAAGGAUAGGAGCCCCCCUGUUAUGUUAAAAGCCUUUUUAUAACAACCUCUUGCGAAGAUUUUCAGUGAAGCCCAGGGCUUUUAAACAGCUGUUUACGGUAUUUCUUUGAAUACUCGUUUUUGUCAUGGUUAUUUUUAUACAGAGGCACCUAUUGAAGAGAUUGCAGUCAUCAAGAAGGAUGGAAAACUUCAUGUUGAUGCGUUUGACGGCUCUGGAGAAAAUAUCGUUACUACUGAACAGCCUAUUUCAGAGAGUGGAAAAGCUCGUAAGUUAAAGUUUUUACGGUAAACUCUGUUUAUAUUUUAAUUAAUGUUAUUUUCUGUUUUUAGAGAGCUUUAGCAACCGGAACGUCAAGAAGCAAUUAAGUUUAUCUGCAAAAAUCUACAACUAUGCACGUGCAGCACACUUUUUCCACAUUUCUUUACAGUCACUGCACGACUACGACUUAAAAUUUCCUCAAGCGUCCUUUUAUGGAGGACGUAAAACUUGUAAAACUGUAGCAAUCCUGUAACUACGACCAGUAUAGUGAAAUCUCUUUCUUUCUAUCUUUUCUCUGUGUAGUAAUUUAAUUUGUUUUGCUCUUAUUAUUUUCAUUUUUGUUGUCAUUGCUGCUAUCAUUAUUUUAAUUUACUAUUUAUUGUAAUCUUAACUGCUGCUGAUUUGAAAUCCUUGUAAGUAAUGCACCUAUCAGGAAGCUCUAACCUUAUUAUAGGAAAUUAACGCUCCAUGAAAUUAACGCGAAUCGUUAAAAUUCGCGUUAAUUUAAGUCGCGUUAAUUUUGUUGAGCGUUAAUUUCCACGACGUUAAUUAAGUGCAGCGUUAAUUUCCGCGCUCUUAAUUUCCAGUAUUUUAACCCCAAUUUUGGACACCUAAAAAAAAACAUUAACUACAAGCUUUCUUUCUUUCCAUUUAUCCUUUAUUUUUCAUCUUUAACAAAAGCUAAGGCAAAGGUUUACAAUAUUUCGAGUUCAUCUUCGUCGUUGUCGCUGUCAGAAGUGAUGUCAGCUCAGUUUUGUUCAGUUUUGAUUUUUUUUGCAUCCAGUGUUGAAAUAAAUUUGUUCCAGUUGUCUCCACCAACUGUGUCUUAAUCGCGUUAAUUUCCUUUAUUAUGAAAUUCUACCUCCUCUUUCGCUCUAAUUUUCUUUAUUCGAAAGUCGUUUUCCAUUUUAAAUUCGCGUUAAUUUAAGUCGCGUUAAUUUCCAAUACCUUAAUUUCAUGGAGUGUUAAUUUCCUAUAAUAAGGUAGACUCAGUGAAGCGCAUGUGGGUAGGGAAUUUGACAUCCUGAACCUCCCCAGGGUGGGAAAUUUGACCCAGCUGCCAUCUUGAAAAGUGGAGGACCAUAGGGAAUGAGUGAUAAGAAGUCCGCCAUCUUAGAAAAUACCCAGUAGUCGUUUGCAUGAGUUUCCCACAUUUUGAUGUGUUCAUUUCUUUGUGAAGGAUGGCAGAACGAAAUUUGCUUUUAAGUUUUUGAAGUUUUAUGACAAAAAGUAUUUUGUCCCUCAGCAUUGAGAAGCAAUAUUUACACGAAGUGUCAUUUUGAAAAUAUGCUUUCUACUUGCAUGUUUUCACCAGAUGCUGCCCUGCCACAAGUUUUUGAUAAAAUGAAAGAUCAAAAAAUCAUACGCAAAGACAUGAAAGAGUCCUGAAAUUCUGUGUUAGAUUUGGUGCUAUACUCAAAAUGUCCAAUUAAAUGAAAUUCUGGACCACACGUACAAAACACCAGCCCUUAGACAUUAACCCUUCUUGAUGCUGGCAUGUCAUUUUCUGGAAUUCAGCAUUUUGCAUUGCUGUAAACACUGUUUGAAACAAUUCAAAGGUACUUUUGGGAGUAUAGCAUGUGAGUUAAAUUGCCAGCAACACAAAAUAUCUAGCUAGAAUAUGUCUUUUAUACUUGGCGGAAAUGCACAAAGUUUGUGGGUACCAUUAUUUUUUUGUCACCAAGUAAUUAUUACUCUCUGAAGAUCGACGCUCAGUGCUACAAUAACAACUGUUGUGAGUGCGUAUUAGAUCGCCCCAGGGAUGUGAAUUUGACCCAAAAUGGAGACCCAAGGGAGGGGAAAUUGACAUUUGAAAACUGAAAAUGGCAAAUUUCCCGUGGGUUGCCCCCGCCCCCCCCUUACAUCUCCAUCCUGAGGCAAACCAUUGAUAGGUGCAUAAAUAUGUUUAGCGCUAAAAACCCUAGUUGUAAUAAGCUUAACUUAAUCAUACCUACCCGCCUCGACUAGUUUAACUAUUUUGUGGGUAGGUACUAUUGAAAUUGUAAAUGUCUGUGUUUUAAUAAAGUGUGUUGUUGUUUGUUGUAAAAACAACACGACAAAUUUUUCUUUCUCCCUUUAAACUUGCAUUUGUGCGCUAGUCCCCAAAAUUUAAAUUCCAGGAAAAUUCACUUACAUUUGAGAUUUUACGCGAGGCAGAAUAAUGUGGACAAAGUUUGAACAAAAAGCGAAUUAUUUUAGUACAGGUCACAAAUGCUUUUGUUGUACCGGUGAAGAUUAAGGAGAAUGCCGGGCAUGAUGCAAUAGAGAGCUUUUGCAACCACGAUGAAAACAGCAGAUAAAACAUCACUACGUAAAGCGAAGCACCUGCUUAACUCCCUCUUACCUUAAUAGGCAUGUAGCGUGUGAAUAUGUCCAUCUCUCCUUGCUCCUCGCUGCGAAACAUUCCUAGCUGUUAAGACUGUGUAAGGGAGCUGCUAAGAGCGAGAAUAGGUGGGUGUAUUCUUAGUCUAUAGGCUCUGAGAAUAUGUCAAAUGUAUCUUCUUUGUUUACAGCUGAUAACUUUGCAGUGAGGGAACCUUAUGAUCGUAUUAUAAGAUGCCUGGGUUUCAAGGUAUGCUUUUCAUAGUUAAGAGCCAGAGUUGAAUGCCAUUUCUAACCAGAUAAAGAGCUCUGCUGGACUUGAAACUUAAACCAAAUUUUGACAGUUACGGGAUCACUUACCCUCAACAUGUUUUUGUUUGUGCUUAGUUUGACUUCUCUGUGUUCGACAAUUCAACCCAGCAAAGACCAUGCAAAGGAAAGCGAUCCAGAAAGUACCCAGAAAUUCAACCCAACUAUGAAUCAACUACAGUGCCGCGACUCUUCUUUGGUGGGUUUUGUUGUUCUUUUACUCUCUUUCAGUUUCCACACCCCGCAUGGGUACCACUGGCAAGUCUUGGUGGGGGUGUGCCGCCCAGUUCUCCAAAUCCUGACUCUAUUUCGGAACAAAAAAAUGUCAUUUUCCACACCAGUUUUCAGACCUGGCCCCGGUUGUUUUAACGUUGGAUAGCGCUAUCUACCGGAUAAAUCACUAUCCAGCGGAUAAGUAUUACGAGAAACAAUGGUGUUAUCUGCUGGAUAGUGAUUUAUCCAAAGGAUAGCGCUAUCCAACGUUAAAACAACCGGAGCCUGGGGCCCGUUUCUCGAAAGUCCCGGUAACUUUUCGAGCCCGAAAUCAAAUAUUCAAAUCGAAAUAUAAAGAAUAAGAGCGCGGGUCCUGGCUGGCAAACUACUCCAUUUUGUUUCACUAACUGAUAGUUUUAUCAUGCUAGAUGCAAAACUUUUGAAACCUCGAUCUUUAAUAUAAACGGAGACAGCUUACCAAGCCCGUUAAUUAUCGGGACUUUCGAGAAACGGGCCCCUGGCCUUUAAAAUCCAGACUCCUUUUCAGACCUGAAAUUACUUAGAUUAGAACGUCAACAAAAAGAUUUCUUAAAACCCAUUUCGAAUUCGCAUAUUAUCUUUCUUUCCUAUUUAUUUGGAAUUGGACCAACAAAUACGUUCAUAUACUAGUAGCUACCUCGAAAACCAUACCCGAUUCCAGACCAAAAUGUGGAAAGUCUAUACCGGUUUUCAGACCGAAAUACCGCAAAACCUAUACCGUUUGGGGCAGUACAUACCUACUGUAUAUGGCUUAUAUAAGGGAGUACUGACCACCCUCGGGUGAGACACCUCUCUGUCCUUUAGGGGAGCCAAGUUAGCACACGGUCUUUUCAUAAACUUUGCAGUUCCACAGUCCUACUCCAUAACUGCUUAUUUGUUUGUUUUCUCUUACAGCUGGUACCAAUACUCAUUCGAUUGACCUCCGCAAGUCUGCAGGAGGAUUCAUUCAUGGUUUUCGUUACACUGGUUUGUAGCGUUCUAAUUUUUUUUCAAUGAAUAUAUAUUUUUUCAGAUUAGUAAACAAGCUGGUCAACAGAUCAUGAUUAUUUAAAUAUCGACCCAAAACAAGCAAAUGCACUUCCUCAAGUAAGCCUGCCCUCAGGCUAGUCUACACGCCACUUGCACAUCUCCCACACACCUUAUUUGCCCCCCAAAAUUUUGCAUUAGCAUUGUUUUCAAUUUCUCUUAGGACGGCUGUAAUACCCAGGCGAAGUGAAAAACAAGGCUUUUGCAAAAUUUUGGGAGGGAGGGGGGAGGGGCACUAAGGUGCGUUAUGGGAGAUGUGCAAGUGGCGUAUGCAAAGGGCUGACAGUUGCAUUUUAUGACUGUUUGAAAGUUGAGAACACGUUGUGGUUUUGUGAUUUAUUCAUAUUUUAAAGACAGUACAUUUACAGCAGUUUAAGGGGGUGCAAAGUUCUAAACUAGGUAUGUGAAAGCGGUACCAUUAUUUUGUAAAUAAAAGGCAUAAGAAAGGGGUACCUUUUUUGCCGAAAGUGGCAUACUAAUUAAAAGGGUUAAGGGUUAGACCUCGGGGCGGAACCUCCCCGUAUAAAACUUUGUCGAGUAAUCCCCUCUACCCGGGAAAGUAACCAAAUCAACAGCUUGUUAAUGAAGUCUUCUUAGAAUUUCUGUUAUUUGUAAAACUAAGAAUGCUUUUUUUCACACAGCUCGGGCUCUUUUUCGUCUGUUGGAAUGGCGUAAUCAUAAAGUCACCUGGCCUCACAUCACAGUCCCUGUAACAGAACUCUUAAACGUCAUCGUCAAAAGAAUCAAUGAAGCCUCGGUAAGAUUUGAAUUAAGCACUUGUGCAGAUCGUUGGAAGCCAUUUAAAAAGCUGGGUCACGGAGUUUAUUGAAAUUCAAAGAAUGGGAACUACCACCAAAUAUUUUAAAAAAUAUAACACAGCAUAAGAUUAGAACGGAUUGCAAUUGCGGUUUUUGAAAACCUUUUAGCCUAACAUUUGUUCAAAGUUCGUUUUUGUUGCUUGUAGGGUUUGAUAUAAUGCCUUGGGAGACACAUUUGUUUGAAAUAAAGCUGUGAUUUUGUCAUUUGUUAGCAGUUUCUUCGCUUAAGUUUUGUUCCAUUGCGAAAAAAAAAAAACGUGUAAGUGGCAAUAUUAACACAAAGACCUACGUAUAGACAGCAGUGACACAGUACUCAAAUUUAAUGAUGAUUUAUAAAAACACUAUAAAUAUUACCUAUUAUUUUUAAAAAGGCCCCUAAGAAGCUUUGUCACUUUUGCCUUUACAGGGUAUUUAUCAAAUGUUUGGUGUCCUUGGAGAGAUAAUGGUUUUCCGUAAGUUUGUCAUAGUUCGUAGUUCUAAACUGGAAAAGUCUACAUCUUUCUAUUGUAGCGGGCGUAUGACUGGACGUACGGUGUGUAGGGAGAAAACGUCAUUAAAUAAAUGGAAUUAACUCUAGAUAGCAGUUAGCACAAAUGCUUUCUUUGUAACCCAGGACGAUGCAGUCAGUUCAGAUCAAUUUAUGGUUUCAAACACUUGUUUUGACAACGCCUUCAAAAUGUUUAACUAAUUAGCGAUUUGAUACUAAAGCUUCAAAUUUACUACGCCUCCCAUAAACCGAUGAAAUGCCGGCCUUCUUCUGACCUCGAUCCAUUCUCACUUGCAGGGGAAAAUGGCAAGAUUGAUUAUUUUGAAGAUUUUCCUAUUAGACUCGUUCAUAAAUUUGAAGGUGAGAGUAAGAUAAGUUUAUGUAAAUGUAGGUGAAAUUCCCAGGAAUUGAAUUCUUGGGGACCGCACCAAAGGUUAGAGGGAAAAAGAGAAAUUUGUCGUGUUAUGUUACUCCUCCAUAAAACGUCGCUUGAGGGAAUUUUAAGUCGUAGUUGUGUAGUGACGGCAAAGAAAUGCACAAAAGAGUGUACUGCACGUGUAGAGUUGUCGCUAGCUGUCGCUGUCGUUGUCGCUUAAGCUCCCUACAAAAACGUCACUUUCGAAAUGAAUUCGCCCUACCUCAAACUUUAUCGUGCUUAUUCCAUCUCGUUUAAUUCGUCAAAUGUGGGCACAUUUUUUUCGAGUUGAAUUCUCGAGGCCUGUACCAAAGUUCAGUAAUGACAUAUAAAGGAAAGAAAGUUGCUGUAAGCUAAAUAUCCUGACACGUAAAUAAAGUUUAUUAUUUAUUUAUUAUUUAUUUAUUAAGCUCCCUGAGUACUACAAGUGCAGACAUUGCAUUGCAUUGUUUCUAAGUCUUCCUUUGUAUCUUUGUCUCAUCAUGUCACACGAAUGAAGAGUUCAGGAAACUGUGGUGUUGUGUCAGUGGGGGGAGAGAAACAAAAAAGCUUUCUUUCAACUGAAUUUAUCUAGACUACGAAAAGUCCCCCAUUUUUCCUCAGGGAGAGUAGAGUGAGCGAAACGCGAGCGUGCGUGAAAAUCACCCCACGCGAGAAAAGGCGACGCGUGUCGCGUGUCGCCUUUUCUCGCGUGGUUUGAUUUUCACGCGCGCUCGCUUUUCGCUCACUCUACUAUCCCUGAGGAAAAAUGGGGGACUACUCGUAGUCUAGAAUUUAUUGGGUCAAUUUACCGCUCAAAAAAAUUGAAAAGCUGCACGAUUCAAGCGCGAACCCUUCGAAGGCCCUGUUGUCGUAGCAACGUGCUCUGAAGAAGGGUUCAGUAGCAUUCGAAACGUCAGCUUUUUAGACUUUUUACAUUGGCAAAUUGACUAAUAUCCUCAGUUGAUAAAACCAAGUUUUUGUGAUUCUCAGACAGUUAGAGGAACGAACGAGCGACCUUGGAUAAUCUGAGAAUCAGGCUACAUCCUUUGCAAAAAGAGCUAUUGGGGAGCAAGUAGACUUUCAAAAAAGUCCUUCGUUGGAUCCCAUAUGGCGCGGGACGGUCGGCCGCUUCGCGGCCAAACAAGGCUCGCUCCGCUCGCCAAGAGGUCGACUUGUAGCAAGUCUAGGGAGCAAGGGAUGGUGUAGUGGUGAGAGCGCUCGCCUCCCACCAAUGUGGCGCGGGUUCAAAUCCCGGCGUCGACGCCAUAUGUGGGUUGAGUUUGUUGUUGGUUCUCUCCUUUGCUACGAGACGUUUUUCUCCGGGUACUCCGGUUUUCUCCUCUCCUCAAAAACCAACAUUUCCAAAGAAGAACCUCUCUGUGGAUGUGCUACCUCCAAAUCGUUAUUUGUUAUUUAUUAUUAUCUAUUUAUUUAUAUUACGUAGCCCUUAUAUUUCAAUAGUUUUUCCUGGUUUAAAAGCUUACUCGCCUGUUCGGUUUGGCGAACUAAAUUCGUGAUUGGAUUUUAGAAUGUCGAAUAAAUGAGAAUUGAACGUUACUUUGUGUUUUUUUUUAACCGUGGCAGAACUAUAAUUCCUGGAAAUGGAAAAUAGUUGUUUGGAGAGAGCUGCCUUGUUGAAAAAACUGGCGUAGGUGGCAGAAAACUUUUUAACUUUUCGCGCGGCGGAGCAGUAGCAGAAGCUCAUGACACGCAGCAAGAGAUUUUCACCAAUUAAGUAGUUGCGCGCAAUAAAUCCAGCCAGCUGGUUCGGCUAACUUGUUGGAUACUGAGAGAUACUCAGUCAAACUGAAAAAUGUUUUGAAGUCGGUUGUUUAACUCCUUAACAUACACGACGUGGUAUUGCUUACGAUUUGCAGAGUACACGGGUCGCCCAGCCGGUCCAAUGAUAGUCCUCAACAUGGAAUAUGGCAAAGACUUUUCCGGAGCAGGGUUAGUAUUACUUUUGUUGUUUAUUCAUUCAUUUAUUCGUGUAGACAUCACAGAGGUAAUUUCUGUAGAACAAAACAGACUUCCAUGAGAUAUUAUCUCCAUACUGUAGUCUUAGAAACCGGUGACCUUAACUAGUAAGUUUACUGUGGCACAAAAAAGAUACUUAAAAAUGUUAUCUAUAAACAGAGAUGGCCCAGCCUCUUAAAAUUAAUUUGAUCACACUCCAUAUUCCAUCACGACAAGCACAUAGUUAGCAAGCCAAUCUUCAAAACAACCAAGCACUAUUAAGUUUCGUACAUUGACUGAUCAUGAGUCACUGCUGUCACACCACUCCACCUUACUUUCAUACACUGAAACGUGCGUUUGACUUACGUUAAUCAAAGACUUAACUCGUGAACUCUUUGACGACCGCUUUGGUCGUAUUCGUUUCAUGUUUAACGAAGCUCGUUUUCCUUUCUGAACCCAUUUAGCUUCCAUCCCUUUUUUUGCACGUGCGCAUGAGCCAAAAUUUGAACUAUUUUUGGUCUUUUAUGAGCAAGACAGAAUUUCCAAAAUGAGGUAUCUGUGAAAAGAUCCAUCCUUGCUGAUGCUGCUGGAAAAUAUCAGUGUCCUUAUUAGUGUUGCAAACUCAUUUUAAGCCAUUCCUAUGCUAACGCCUAAAACUAGUCAAGAAAAGAGGAGUUGUUGAAAAAUGCGGUUUUUCGCCAACUCCCUGGGGGUCGCCAAAGGUUUACGUUUGAUCGAUCACUUGGAAGUUUGGCAUGGCAACACGGGAUUAAGAAAUACGUUUUGCAGAUCAUCCUCCGCAUAUAACAUGUUAAAGUUCCCGAAUUGUUUAGUGACCCUACCCCAUCCUAAACUAUCGUUAAUCGCUAAAAACGUUUAGGCAGGACUUGGUUUCGAAGCUUAUGUUACAGUAUGGCAUUAUUUUCUUACUGUUUGCAGAAAGGACACUUUUCGCUCAGAUCGGGCUACAGGAGAGCCGUCUGAUGCGCAUAAUUCUAACUUUUUGCAUCCUGUGUUUUACUUCUACAAGCACCCACCCACAGGUAACUAUACGGUAUUUCAUUGAUAAAGCGCCCUGGUGCUGAGUGCGCUAGGUGAAUUUUUUCUUUAACAAACUGAAACUUUAUUUUGGCUAAAUCUCGUUAUGAAAAAGAAUCUCAAAAGAUUCACAGUAAAACCUCUUUUAAGCGUCCAGUCACCACAACUAAAACCUGUUACCACCGGAAAAUGAGAAGGGGGGGAAAAUAUAUUUAAGAUAUUUAGCAACACGCCUUUCCCUUUUACGGUGGACAUGAAACCCCUGUUAGAUGUCUGGCGUUUGCUCUUUGAGGUUCAAUCGAUUCUCCACUCAACGUUACGUCAAGUUAUUGGGAAUUUAGCUUCUAUCUGAGUGAAAAAUGUCCCUUAUCGAGGAAUACCUUACACAGUCAAAGACAAAAUGAGCAAGGAAAACCAUACUUAAUGUUAUAGGCUUCUUCCGAUGCAAAGGCAGCAGAAAAACCCACCGAAAGCAAAAUACUGCAUCAAAACGUGUUUUCUUGAGGCGGUCGACAUAUUAGGGCCAUUUAUACGAGGAAAAAUAAGGCGCGUCUUAAAUAAGACGCGAACUGGACCAUUUAAACGAGCAUGUCUUAUCUAAAUCUUCUGUACACUUAAACUUACUUUUAAAUUGUAAGUUUAUAAUACGAAGAUAGCAAUUUGAUUAGUAAAUAUAAAUUGUGAUAGUUUAGAGUUAAAAGGGUCAACUUACACCAGCAGAUGUCACGCAUUUGUCCAUGAGGUCUGUUAUCGCCUUCUCCUUACAUAAUAACAAAAAAAUCUUUUUCCUCCGCGAUGGACCAAGUGUUUCUUUUUACCUUUAACGGCGUGCUCAUUGUAUUUGAGCGAAGAAAAAAAUAAAGCAGAAUAGACAAGGAAACGAAAACGCGUUGUAAUUUGUAAACAAUUUUUCCCCGCCAGUGGCCUGCCAGUCCACCGCGGGGCAAGCGAUAAUUUUCCCGCCAAAAAUUAACGCAUGCGUACUAUGCGUUAGCGUCUUAUGAAAGACGCGAAGGCUUGCGAAGGUCAUUUAUACGAAGUUUUUCUCGUCUUAGCUAAGACGCGUCUUAUCUAAGAACAGGGGUUAAGGGCUGUUCUAAAAUAAGACGCGUCUUAGCCAAGUCGCGUCUUAUUUUAGACGAAAUAUGCCGUUUAUAUACCCUGAAAUUGAUCCGAUUGCUUCGAGUCGUUUUCUCCUCUCAACAACGUCUGAAUCGACCGGCCGUUAAUGCCGUCCAGUGACGUCACUCACUACCCUAAAACCGGGUAGUGAUUUUUGAUUGGUUGAUUGUCCAAAAGGAGAUGUAAAGAAUCAACCAUAAGAGGACACAGAAAAAAUCUGAGCCCCAGAUGAGAUUCGAACCCACGACCCUCCGUGUUCUAGAUCGGAUGCCCUAACCUCUGAGGUACUGAGGAUUCGUUGGCGAGCAAGGGUCAUUUUUGUGGGUUGGACUUUCGAACCGCAUCUCGCAGUCACACAGUCCAUCACAGGCAACACAUUAAGGCUUAACUGUAUCACACAGUCACAUUAAUAGUAAGAAAUGUCUCACUCAUGAAGGAGCCUCCAACCAACCAACCUAUGCCAAUGAUAUUAAUAUUAUAAAGGAAAUAAAGGGAGAUGUAAAGAAUCAAUCAUAAGAGGACACAGAAAAAAUCUGAGCCACAGAUGGGAUUUUAUGAUAUUAAUAUCAGUGGCAUAGGUUGCUUGGAGGCUCCUUCAUGGGUGAAACAUUUCUUACUAUUAAUGUGACUGUGUGAAUCGGUGGGAGUGCCUAUUUCCUAGGGUUGAGGGUAGGGCGCUUAUUUGGGGAAAUAUGGUAGAGACCCUGUCAAAGAACUCCAGUUUACUUUUUUCAGUUUUGUGGAGACCACACUUGAUCGCUUGAUCAAGACUGAAGUUUUUCUUUUCCUGCAGCUUUACCUAAGGAAAAAAAGGGCGUUGUGCUUCCGAGACCACACCGCCUUCACCACAUGGUCGAAGACUUCUUAACACUCUGGUAAGCUAAACUUAAAAGUAGGUUUACAUGAAAAGAAAAAAAGCACGGUCUUUGGGACUGAAAACUUCAUUUGGUCUUUACUUUAAAUGAUAUAAUAUCUUUUUGAAGGGUGGUUAGUCAUCGGAAAAAACCCACAAAUGUGAAAUCGUUUUCCUGUGUGGGGUCUUUAUCGAAAAGUAUUGUUACUGGAAUUUCUUUCAUCGAUUUUCAGAGUUAUCGCAAAUGAGGAAGAGGUUUCUGUAGUUCUCCCUCGCCUCGUUCGCUUAGAUUGCGCAAGUCUUUACACGGAGCUUAUUCAGUUCUCGACCCAUCGACAGCCUCUUUUAUCAAAGCAAUGUGUAGUAGCAAGAUAUCUUCUAAAUGUAAAUCUAAAUCAUGAUGGUUUUGUCGGCAACAUCCAGGAGGGACAUCACGCCAACUCUAAAACGCUAAAAAAUAGAAGAUGACAAUAAAAGCUAAAACUACGAAUAAAAACUAAUAUAAACUGCUAGUUAAAGAUAGCCGAAUGUUGUACUUUUAAAAACAGAGAGAAAUUGACUGGUAACAGUUUUUUUUCGAAAGUUUGUUCCAUUCAGUUAUUGUCGUGGGAAAUAAAGAAAAUCUAAAAAUAUCCUUGUGUCCUUCCAGUACAAUAAACUUAAAAUCGUGGCUUCCUCGUGUUCUCCUUUCUCUAUUGUAUAGGAAACCAUAGUACAUCUUCUACAUAACAGACAGCCUUGCGUGUCUUCUAAUUGUUUCAAGUGUUUCCCACUUUAAAUCUUGCAGCAUCCCCAUCACGCUCGCUGUUCAAUCGUAAUUUCCCGUGACAAAGCGAGCCGUUUUUCGUUGUACCCUUUCUAGAGCGACUACAGGCAUACUGGAGCCAUAAGCUAAUUAAAAUUCCAUCUGGGCCAUGAGCUUUGUCUGCGAUUCCACUCUGGGGCACAGGUUAUGAUAGUUAUUGUUCCAAUACAAUAUUGCUUUAUGGAGUUGUCGAGAAAAUCAGAAAGACAAUUUUCUCUUUCCACCAUAGAAAGAGAAAUUAAAGAGCGGAGAGAGCCAGCUGCUGGAAGAACGUAGCAUGACCCCCAUUCGGUCUCAUCAGCAUUAGCAAAUUCUGGGGUGGCGAUCAUUCGAGGGUCAGGGUGGCGCUCUGUUAAGUAAAGACCCUAUUUCUAACGUUUUUCAAGGGGCCAUAGAUACCAAGUUGAAUUUUUGUUACAGGACUGCUCCAUCUUCACACCUCCUUCCAUUGCGACGGUUUAUUGAGAAUGUUGUCGGCAGUGAUCUCCGAAGCUUUUUUGCGUCAUCCUGCUUCAAGGUAAAUUGA
Molecule: messenger RNA, 23799 nt
Organism: Porites lobata
Lineage: Eukaryota; Metazoa; Cnidaria; Anthozoa; Scleractinia; Poritidae
Source: the annotation of a GenBank genome assembly